Episyrphus balteatus (marmalade hoverfly) is the source of this 3266-nucleotide messenger RNA. Its product is annotated as homeobox protein 5. The record is from RefSeq and is a predicted model, not a curated record. Gene Ontology annotation, molecular function: DNA-binding transcription factor activity, RNA polymerase II-specific; RNA polymerase II cis-regulatory region sequence-specific DNA binding. The coding region runs from base 115 to 2673 and encodes 852 amino acids. NCBI's taxonomy places the organism in Eukaryota, Metazoa, Arthropoda, Insecta, Diptera, Syrphidae. Gene Ontology annotation, biological process: regulation of DNA-templated transcription. The transcript is spliced from 3 exons.
AAUUAUGAAAAUAUUUUUUAUCUAAAAAAAAAAAAAACUUUCAAAAACUUCUUCAAAAAUAAUCUCAAAAAUAUAUAUAUACAAAAAAAAAAUUGAAAAAUUUAGUCGAAAAAAAUGCCACUGGACUAUGUUCAUUCUAAGAACACCACGACUUUUAUCUUCGGAGGCAGAUCGAAAUCAUCGGCAGGUACAAUAGCAGCAGGGGCAACAGCAACAACAUCAUCAACAUCAUCAUCAUCAGGUGGAGAUUACGAACAAGCUGAGGUGUAUUUGAGGGCAUUUGAGGAUGAAGAGAACCAUUACCACCAACACUACCACCAACAGCAACAUCAAAAUAGUCGUAGCCAUGAAGUCCUUAAUCAGCAAGCAACAAUUUUUAUUGUAAAGAAACCGGCCAGCAACGGAACUCACCAUCACCACCACCAUUACCAUAACCAACAACAACAACAACAUUACCAGACAGCCCUUACACUCGAUUGCGACCGUGUGGAGCUGCUAAAGUCACCCAAUCAUCAAUUUUCGACUUCCGUUGCAGCACAAAGCUCUUCGUAUGGCAACAACAACAAAAAAACCAACGACAGGAAGCACAACAGCGAAGCAACUGAACGUCGGACUCCACAACAGCAUCAAAAUCAGAAUCACCACCACCAACACCAACACCAACAACAGCAGCAGGAUACUAACCCCCAUUCAGCAGGACAACAACGUGGAGUAGAAUCAAUAGAAAACAACAAAUUUAAAAGCACUAACCGGAGCAAUUUCAAUGGCAAGGAUGUUGAUAGAGCAUCAGCAGCAUCAGUUGCAUCAGUGGUAGUUGUAGAUUCUGCUGCUUCUGCUAGUAGUAGCAACCGCAUUAGAAGCCAUUGUGGCAAUAGCGAUACCGGCACUGAAACGGCCAGCAGUGGAAAUGGGAUGCUCUGCGGGCGUCUCGAAUGGACUGCAGCUCAAUCACUGGUCGAAUUGAAUGGCAAGGAUAAUAAUAAUAUGGCUACAGUAGUAGUUGCAACACAGGCAACAACUGUUGCACCAACACCAAUAUCAACUGCUGCUAAUAGUGCAUCUAUUCAGCCUUUGCCGCCAACAAUAUCGAGGGACCAAAAACAACAACAACAACAACAAAGGGAGCCUUCUGCUUUUGAGGAUUCACCACAUCAGCGUUUGAAGGGUGGUUACGGUGGCGCCAUGCUUACAACUGUCAACAAAGAAAAGUUAUCCAGAAUUUAUUCCAACAAUUCCUCCACCUCCACAUCAUCAUCAUCAUCGUCCUCGAAAUCCUUGUCUUUAACAGAAGUCGUCGUCGUGCCAAAACAACAACGGGCUGGAGAAACUGAAGCAUCAUUAAAAGAGACGAUAAUAACAGCAGCAUCAACCCAUGACUUGCCGGAGUUGAUGAAACGAAACGGACUUCCUCCUAUCGCCGGAGACGGUCCACCGAAUCCCAAAGUGAUCGCGGUUAGUGCCAUUAAGAGCACCACCACCAACAAUAACCGAGUAUUUCCAUCAAGGGUCGACGGGGCAAGUUCAUCAGGAGGGCAAGUGAUUUUCUAUGCCCCACCCGCACAAAAAUCCACUCCCCAACUCCUGAAGGAAGACCCUCCACUAGUAACCAUUAAAAAUGAACCCCAAUCGAUAUACCGCGAACGGAGUAUCGAAGAAACCGAAGCUGCUCACGACUUGCUCUCACUCUCUCAGAGCUUGCCCCCUUUGCCCGCCCCGUGUGUCGUUACAAUUCUACAACAAGACAACGGUAUCCCCAAUUAUGUCGUCACACAUGCUCCCGUCAUGCAAGAGAUCUCGAAUUCUUCCAACAGUGACUAUCGUCACCAUCAUCAUCACCAGAACCAUCAUCAUUCGGCCAAUAGUGGCACAACCAAGUCAAUUGCAACAUCAUCCAAAAUCCGCUACAUCAGUAGUUCUUAUGAGAGCAACAAUACCGAAAACUGCUCACCGCUAACGCCGCCAAACUCCGACCAUUCCUCAGAUGUUGAUAUUGAUAUGUCAUCGUCAUCAUCCACCUGUUCGGCCUUGACCUCAUCAUCGGAGUCGUCUAAUCGUGGAGGAGCACAAAGCCUCUGGGGCACGGAGUUACUUAAAGUCAAGAAGGAGAAACCGAUGAUAUCGUCGAUGACAGAUGGGCGCUCCAAGGGUCGCAAACCCAUGAAUAUUGAGAUUUAUUCAAAGAGGAAACGUGGGAUUUACAAGUGUAACGACUGUAACAGGCAGUAUGCAACUUCGAGUAAUUUGUCCCGUCACAGACAGACUCACCGUAGUUUGGACUCUCAGUCGGCCAAAAAGUGUAAUACAUGUGGAAAAGCGUAUGUGUCAAUGCCGGCUUUGGCUAUGCAUCUUUUGACCCAUAAACUGUCACACAGUUGCGAAAUUUGUGGUAAGUUAUUCUCAAGACCCUGGCUUUUGCAGGGUCAUUUGCGUUCGCAUACUGGAGAGAAGCCGUAUGGCUGUGCCGAUUGUGGUAAGGCCUUUGCUGAUAGGUCAAAUUUGAGGGCUCAUAUGCAAACCCAUUCGGGUUGUAAGAAUUUUAAGUGCGAUCGUUGUAAUAAGACUUUUGCCUUGAAGUCGUAUUUGAAUAAGCAUUUGGAGUCGGCAUGCCAAAAGGAUCAGAGUGGUAGUGAGAAUAGUUGUGAAGACAACGACGAUGAUAUUAUUGUCGCGUAAUCCCAAGAACAGUGACGCAGCUCUAAACACUCAAUCAAAUAUUAAAAAUAGAAAAAAACAGAAUAUGAAAAUAAAUUUUGAUUAUUUUUAAAUUUAAUAAAAAAUUUAAAAAAUGGUACAUGGAAUAAACAAACGAAUAAAAUAUACAAGAAAAAAUAUUUCAAUAAAAGAAAACUUACUUUUUUCCAACAAUAGUAAUAUGCUUGAAAGUACGAAAAUUUAAUUAAAAUUUUUCUUUUUAAAAACAUUUUUUUUUUUUUUAACUCUUCUUUCAACUUAUUUCAAAAACAAAAUUAAAUAAUAUUUAAACAAAAUAAAUCCAAUUUCCUUCUAUAUAGCAAAAAAAAAAAUAUAUACGUACUCAAAAAUGAACAUGAAAAUAUGGAAAUGAAAAUGAAUAUAAGAUGAAUUUUUUUAAAUUUCAUUUGAAUGAUAAUUAUAUUGAAAGAAUAAAAAAAAAGGAAAAACACAAAUAAAAACAUAUAUACUCACUCAAGUGUAUAAUUCUUUGAUGUAAAUGGAAUGUAAUGGAUUACAUGUUUAUUGUAUGUAAGGCAUUAAAAACAAAAAAAAAAACUAUAAUACUAUAUACU